Molecule: messenger RNA, 8495 nt
Organism: Heterobilharzia americana
Lineage: Eukaryota; Metazoa; Platyhelminthes; Trematoda; Strigeidida; Schistosomatidae
Source: the annotation of a GenBank genome assembly
GGGAUUUAGGCACACCCCACUUAACAGAUCCCAAAUACGAAUAAACGAAGGUCGUGAAUGUUACUGCCAUUCACAGUAAAUUGACACCAGAAUCCAGUUUAAUUUGUAUUCAAUACAGUAAGAUCUGUCUAUUCGUGAUUGGAAGAUGAGGAUACCCAGUACGUAUUUAGAGAGCAUCUACGUAGGCAAUUAUCUAAACGUGACACAAAUGGUCAUCCUAAAGAAACAUGUCAUAGUCUUCACUUUCCUGUGGAAACAGCGGUGAAGAUAGUUGGCAACCUACACUUGAACAUUAGCAAUCGACAUUGAUUGAUACGACGAGACUGAUUCCAUCUGGCUCUGAUCACAAUGAAAACCGAAAGCAACCCAAAUGUGAACUCAAAGCUAUCUACCCAAACUUAUUCAGGGCAUGUAGAGAGUUGUCAUGUAUAUUGACGACUACUAUGUCCACCAGGGAUGUUCACCGUCAUCCUUCAUAUUUAAAUUCGUCACAAACGUACUAAUCGGCACAACCAUAUAUACUUCCAAAGUCACAUUGACUGUCCUACUACUCCCUGGAAUGCUUCUGGUUGAUUUGGAUAGUGUAGACGCUACUGUCUUGCAAGGUGAAGACGCUGACAAAGUACACUAUCUCCCGAAUAUGUUGAGUAGAAAUCUGAGUGUGUCUAGCAUGCAUUUCUCUGGGACCAGUCAAAUGUAAGAUAAUGUUCCAUCACUAGUCUGCUUCAAGUACUCUCAGUUUAAUGACAGGGAUUGAAGCGGUGGAAUAUGUCGACCGUUUCAUUUACUUGGGGAGUUGUAUUGACCUGAAAGGUCUGAUUGCUGACGAAAUCUCAGCUCAGAUACAGAACGUUUACUUGGUAUUUGGCAACCUACAUCUUCUAUGACACCAACUAGUGAGAUAUCCAACUAUCUAUUAAAGGACGAGAAUACUGCACUGUUGUUUGUUUUGGCCUGUAUACACAUGUGAGACAAGGCGUUUGAAAGGAGAAGAUGUGAAGCAGUUGCAAGUGUUCGGUCACGCGUAUCUUUGUUCGCGUUUGGUGGAAUCGACGUGUGAGGAAUAUUGAGUUGAAGUUAAGGGUACUAGACAAGAUAGAGGCAAGUCGAUUGAUGAUUUUGUGAACCUUCAUCUACUGAGGUGGAUGGGACAUAUAACUGGGUAUGUCGAGUCACCACCGACGUCGUCGUUCCAUGAUGACGGACUAUAUUGGAAGAGGGUUUAGAGUGAGGAGUUGGAGACCUGACAACAGUUGAUUAGCUUUCUAACUGUUGAUCUCGACAGUGUGAGGAGACAUAGACUUGUUGGUUGGGGUCCCCGAGAUGAGGAAUCUUAUUGACAUGGCUGAAAAUCGGUCACAGUAGUCACUCAUCGACAUCUUCUGAACCUUGAAUAUUCUCACUAACCUUUAUCCUCAGAGUUUUAAUUCUCUCAUACAAUUUUUGCUACUUUGAUAUUUCUGUUUUUGCAUCGACUUGAUGUUUGCUAAGUACUGUGAAGUGUAGUAAGUUGAACGGAGUAACCUGUUUGUCAGGUUCUACGUUGAUUUUGUCAAUGUCAGUUGGUCUUCGGGAUUCCGAAUUCUCCCUCAGCUAAAUAAGUGUUUAAACUUGAGGUCGAACACUUCUGUUCUAGAUUCUAUAUUGGUUCUUUAAGUUUUUCUGUACACUGUGUGUAUAUCGAACUUUCCCUAGAAGCUGUAUUCUGGUACAUAUGUUGGGUGUUCAUUAAGCUGAUAACCGUCGUUGAGUAAAGUAUAGUAACCGAUUGGGUGAACAAUUCUUAAAUGAUUAACAAAUUGCACCAUCUGGAUUGAUAUUUGUUGGGGUACACCGAUGAUGAACUCACGUCUAAUGGAGCAGUAUUUAGAUUAUUAUCUGACUGACGAAAUCUACUGAUCAAUCAGAUUGAUUUCCGACUUCUCAAGUUGUUCAGUAAUAGCAUAUUUCGUAAGUUCAUAAUAGUUUUGUGUCAGAGAUCACACCUUGUGUUUUCGAAUGGAAACGGUGUUGACACUACAGUUGGUUGGUUGAAAAACUGAUCAGCUGUGAAAAAUGUGAACGUGGAUUGUGCAAUUACUAAAUCAUUUUCAAAUUGAUCGUCCUGUUUUAGUUACACCGGUCCACGAUAGUCAACUUAUCAGAUACAAGUGAUCUGAAGUAAUUCAUCUGUAUGGGCUAAAUUAGUCCAGGUACACCACUGAUGAGCUUGGCCCUAAAUGAGCGAAACCGGUGUUUAGAUUACUCUCAUCCGGUUAGUAAAAUCUACUGAUCAACCUGAUUGGCUUUUUACUUGUCUGUUCGUUCAAUAGUAGAGUGAUCAGUGUUGAAAGAUUAUGCACAAGAGUGUAGUGGCUAGAAUGGUAAUUUUUUAUCAAGUGAAAUGUGAUUGGUUAUUUCAGUAGUUGUUUUGAUAAUGUUUUGUAAAUUCCCAUAUUGUCCGAGUUCUGCUGCAUAUUUGGUGGAAUUAUUUCUUACCAAUGAAAUACGAGUGUGGCAUUGUCUUGUUUUAAGCAAUGAAAUUCAACCAUGUAAAUUACUUAAUUUUUAUCUCUCUUCUCGUUUUACUUCAUUAUUCGAUUUGCUGGUUCGGUUCCCACUAUUUUGUGUUUCCACCGGGCUGGAUUUGAAAGUGUUCUUUUGAGCCAAUCAUAACCUGGCUAAUAAGUUUGUGAAGUGACUAACAGAAGAAUACAAGACACAAAAACACUACUGACGCAAUGAGAUACUUGGGGUGUACACGAAUAGCGACUGUUCUCUCAACUCUGAUACUUCACUAAGCCGCGAAAAUCAGAAGACAAAGACUGGCCUGUGACGCCAAGAAGGACAAGGAAGACAAAUUUGUUUGACAAAAAAAGUAUCAUUUAUGUACAGUUUUUUCUCAGAUAAGGAAGCCACUAGGUCAGAAGUUGGAUAGCUAUUUGAUUGGUCAGCUGUAGGAUAAAAUUAUCCAGUCAGGUUUCUCCUGACAACACAGUAACAUGAAACAAGUUUGGAAUCUAAAGCUUAGAAUGCUGAGUUUGAUUUUGGGCACUUCUUAUCAGUUUAUAGUUCUCAACGAAGCAUUCAGAUGUUUUAUUCUCCCAAGAGUAGAGGUAAGUGAAGGAGACGAAACUAGAGGUUUGCAGGUACUAUUACUUAUUGAUAUACUUGUAAUUCUCCUUUGUUAUACUGAAUCUAGUUGACCGCACAUUGUUGGCCUAUGGUCUCUUAUGUGGAUGAUUCAAUAUUUCCUGAAUAUUUAUUUUAUGAUUGACUUGGUACAUUGACAGGUGCAUCCGGCUGACGAGUCUUAAAUAGAACGAAACGUGCAUCCUGGGUUCCAUUGAUAGCCACAACCAGGGUCUGCAGCUAUUUAAGCUUAUUUUAGUGAGGGUUUUUUAUGAAAGCAUUUUUUAUUGACGCUAUCACCUUGUAGUAAAUUCUCAGAACACAAGAAAGAUGGAAUGGAAUACUUUAGUCGGCUUUUGACACAACUGACUCGUUUAGUGUAUCAAAGGACUUGAUCGGAAAGACUAUAGUUUAACUUACAACGUAAUGAAUACUUAAAAUCUAUCUCUGAAGAUUUCGUUUUUUUAUAUGCUCAUUGAAAGUUUAGAAUUUGCACAAUUACUCAUUCAGAGGUGUAAUUGGUAAAACGAAAUCAUGACAGGUGUUAGUGAAUAAAUUUCUUUUCUAGGCGAUGUCGUCUCUUGCACAUAUCUAAACACUUGACACUGCACAUUAGUAUCAAUUACGUGAUGUUUUCACUGUAUACUAGCAGUCCUAUAGAGACACCUCGAUGAUGAAACACGCAGAGUUAUCGAAUAUCUUCAAGCUUUGUACAGAACUCCCAACACCAACAAUUUGCUUACUUGACCUUCUACAGCAAGGUUUAUGACUGAAGAUGGCUCAUAUUGGUGUAUGCCUCCUUGACUUUCGAUAUACAGUUAGAAAUGUCAUCAGUCACUCUUUCUUGCACCACUUCGUCUUCUUAUUGUUUCUCUUGAACACUCACUCAUCGGUCGUCGCAGUAUGUGCUACUUAAUGUAUUUAUAAGUAGCAAACAUCACACUACCUAAUUUUGGUUGGCCUAGUUAGUACUUUCAUUAAAGCAUACAUUGAACAGGUAAUAGAGUUAAGGUUGGCAGAAAUGUUUAAACUUUAGAAAACAUCACCAAGGGUUUCUAACCAUUGAUUCUUAUCGUCUCGAAGCGCUCAGCUACAUGGUCUAUGCCUCUCUACGUGACUCAGACCAACAGUCAGAGACUUCAUGGACUUAUGCCAUAUAUCAUGAUCUAACCGCCAUUCCAACCCAACUUGAGUAGUAACAAUCAAGUAUAAGAUAAUAUGUUAAUGUCUAAUGAGUUAUAUACCCUUGUGUAACAUAUUUUAUUCCAAUAAAUAUCAACUUCUGCAAAAUGUUAAUGUACGCAUCUUAUUAAGAAUGUACAAAUAUAUUUCAAUUUUUCACAGAUAUGCUGUCAAAUUCAAGUCAGAAAUCGGUUAAGAAGUCAAAAUCUGCUUUCAAGGGAUUAUCUAGAUCCAAGAAGCAUAAGAAAGAUGAAUCAAAUGAUGUCAAUGUACAAAUACAAAGUAAUCAUGAUAAAUCUUCAAAAAAGAAGUCUCCUUUUCAAACAAUCAGCACAGAUUUCUUACAAACAACAAAUAAUAUUGUCAGUGGAGUAAAUCAUUCUGUCAAUAAUGAUAGUUCGAUGCCAAUGAUGACACAUGUUAUUACUACUCCUACAACUACCAACAGUAUUACUUAUACUGCCCCUGAAAGUAAUAGUAUCCUCAGUAUUAAAGAAACAAAAAAACGAAAAAUGAAGAAGAAACAAAAAGAUUUUGAACAGUUCAGUGUCAAUGUUGAGAAUAAUCUACCAACUAAUCAACAGUCUGAAAUAAUACAUCAUAAUAAUACUAUAAAGGGUAAAAAGAAACGAGGCUUAAAAUUGCACUCGCAUAAAUCAAUGUUAGGUGAAGAAAUUUUGAAAGUGGUAAACAAGCCAAUUUUUGGGGUUUCUUUAGAUGUUGCCUAUAACAGGAAUCCAAGUCAUGAUGAAGUUAUUCUACCGGCAUUUUUCCGUCAUUGUAUCGACUAUAUCGAACAACAUGGUCUCAGUUCAGAAGGCAUAUAUCGUGUGCCUGGAGUACACUCUCAAGUCCAAGCAGUUAUCUCUUCUAUUGAUAAUGGUCAAGAAUUUCCAGAUAUUCCACCAACAUCAGCUGCAUUCUAUCAUAAUGAAGAUAUUUUUACUAAACUACGUUCUAGUCAUUUUCUUACCGGUUCUGAUAUUACUACAAAAGGGAAAACUCGACAUUCAACCUCGUCUCACUCUGGAACUAAAGAAAUCACUUCUAUUCUGUUGCCUAAAACUCAAGAUAACCGUGGUGUAAUUGCCUCACCUGCAUCGUUCAAUUUCACAUCUGGUGGUUUUUAUCCUCGAAACUCUGUCAUCGGUGCCGGUAGUGGUGUCACUGUCAGUACUGCUGUUGGCAGUGGUCAUUCACCUGUAAAAUAUCCUUAUUCCACUUCAUUGCUGACCACUACGACAACUACAAGUUCGCAUUCAAUUCUACCACAUGAUCCAGCGGUUAUUGCAAGUGUUAUUAAACACUUUCUACGUAGUCUACCUGAACCAAUAUUAACAAAACGCUUGAGCAAUGUUAUCGAGUCAUUGACAACAGAUACUGUGCAAUUUUAUCAUAAUUUAUCUGCAUUGAUACACCAAGAAUUACCCGUGUCCAAUCGUUACCUACUAGCAUGGAUUAUUCAACAUAUGAUGCAUAUUAUUGAUAGAGCUGGUGAAAAUCGUAUGACACUAGCUAAUAUUAUUAUUGUUCUCUCACCGUGUCUAGGCAUUAGUCAUCGUUUAUUGUCUAUCCUAUUGAAUCCUACACCACCAGAAAAUUUCACCUUGGAUCUAUGUAAAUUAGAUCCAAAAUUGCCAUUAUUCAAUCCGAACAAGUCGAAUAUCGAUCCGAGUACAUGGCAUUGGUUAUUUCCUCAUCCAAUAUAUUUAUUAAAACCAUAUAUACCUCCCUUGAAAUUAACGCAUGGUUUAGAAUUACCUGAUUCCACUGAAGAAUUAGACAUUGAAUUAAAAAAACAAGAAUCUCUACUAUCUCAUCUAUAUGAACAAAUUAAAGCGGGUGAAACAAAUCCUGGUAAAGAAUAUCUACUACGUGAUGUUCAGCAUAUUGUUACUGAAAUAAAACGUCGUAAAACACUAACUGAUCCAGAGGCUAUUCGACAAGAAAUAAUUAAACAGCAAGCACAAUUGGAUAAAUUACAUUUAGCAAUAGCUCAGAGUACAAUAACUGAUGCACAUUCAGACACAUCGAGUGGAUUAUCACAAUCGAAAGAUACCUCAUUACCCAGCAGUGGUCAGCGUCGAAGAAUUACUGGAAGCGAAAAGCCCUCAAAGAGCCAUCAACAUCAUCAGCGUCAAUUAACGGAUAAAAAAAUUCCAUAUUCUGAUGAGUUAUGGGAAGUUCAACGUCAAAUAACAAUGCUUAAGCGUAAGUUGAAACAACAUGAAAAGUCGAAUGAACAACAACAACAACAACAACAACCAUCUUCAACGGUGAUUAAUUCAGAGGUCAAUACAACAAUAACGACGACAACAACAACAAGAACAAUUGCAACAGCAUCACCACCUCUAUCAUCAACAACAGCAUAUUGUCAACCACCAUCUGUGUUAUAUAUGUCUGGUGCUCCAUUGAUUAUACCAUCAAUUUCAGAAUUGGAUCAAGAAGAAGUACUUAAUCUGACAUUAAGGAAAUUACCAAUUGAACCAAUUCUAAUCACAACAACAACAGUGACUGGUGAUGAUGAAUUACCUUGCUCUAAAACACUCAACAGUGCUACUUAUAGUGAUAAUACAGUAGUAUGCUCACAAACACCAACAAUUUCAUCAGUAAAUGAGGAGACAAUUAAGAAAGAAAUCUCAUCUGUAACCACAACUGUGGUAACAACAACAACAACAACACCACUACUAGAUGAUGGUGAUGAUGAUAAGAAAGAUCAAGAUAUUAAUGCAUCACUGAAAGAGACUGUUAAAAUAACGAAUACUUCUACAACGUCUACUGGAUACUCUACAGAUGGUAUUGAAACUCAUCCUGAUACUAUAUCCAUCUCUGAUAUUCAUGAAAGUCAACAAGAUGAAUCUACUGCAAAGUUAAACCAAAUUCCAACCAAUCAUGACCAAGUCAUUGAAGAAGCGAAUGAUCUAAAUUGUAUCCACCCAACAAAAAUUUCACUUAAAACGGAUAAUGAUCUAUACAAUCAAAACUCAAAGAUUACUACUGUAUACCCGAGUCAAACAAUUUCUAGCUUUACAAACUCUCAUUAUUUAAUGAAUAAUUCACCAUCAUUACCACCACCAUCUGAUUUAGCACCAAAGUUGAAAGAAUUCACUGAUUUUCUUACCGAUGACACAACAACAAUAACAACAACGACUAAUGUUGUUCUACAAGAUCCUAAUCAACGUAAAAUUAUGUAUUAUAAAGCACGUAAACAAGAAUUAAUUGCCAUACAAGCAGAUUUAAGAGCACGAAUUCGAUCUGAAAAUGCUGAAAUUAGCCGAUUACAGUCAUGUAUUAAUCACCUUCUUGAGUCUGGAGGUAGACGUGCUAGACGGAUAUAUCGUACAUAUAUAACAGCGAAACACUUAUGCCCAGCAUGGUUAUGUCAUCAAAAUCCUUUGAUAACAACACCACAACACAAUGUUUCAAAUACUGAAGAGGAAAAAUUAAAUUGGCAUAUUUCACAACCAUGGACAAAAAUAGCUGAAAGCUUAACAGCUGGUGAUGAUAAUGACGAUGAUUUUAAGGAUACUACUCAAUAUAGUAGUAUAGAUAAACUAAGGAAAAAAUGUCUACUUGAUGACGAAUAUUCAAGUGGUUCAGACCAUCAUCAACAGGACGACUAUCGACAGCAUCGACACCAUUAUCAUCAAAGCCGACAUUCCGAUGCUGAUGAAGACAGCGAGAAUGAUUCUCUGGAGGAGCCAAUCUUAAUGAAUAGAGAUUCAUCACCUGACUCAGUUGCAUAUUCACGCCUUACAGAGGAGGAAGGAGAAGAAGACAGAGUAGAAGGAAAUAACGUAUAUCUUCAUGUUUUGAAAAAUGAAGAAAAGUCAAUGAACUGUGAGGAAGGAAAACAGACAAGUCCACAAAAAGAAAAUGAAGCUGAAUAUGAUGAACAGGAAGAUGAUGAGGAGGAGGAAGAUGAAGAUGAAUGUGAACUAGAAUUAGCUGCAACACUCCAUCAACUUACACUGGACAAUGCUCGUCUAGAACAACUUAAUGCACGAUCAUUAGAAGCUAUACAAGCUGAAAGAAAUCGCUGUGCUGAUUUAAAAGUUUUACUGAAACUUCGUCAUAAUACGUAUAUUAAACCAACAGGAAUGAUUCAGACAUCAACAACAGAUCAUCUUAUGAGAUUCGAAGUCUCUGGUUCGCUAAAUCAGCACUCCAAUCUUAACCAAUCAUCAUCGAUUACUGCAUAG